This is a messenger RNA of Quercus lobata, 1521 nucleotides long. RefSeq lists its product as uncharacterized. The record is from RefSeq and is a predicted model, not a curated record. Gene Ontology annotation, molecular function: protein dimerization activity. Bases 1 to 1521 code for a protein of 506 amino acids. Lineage: Eukaryota; Viridiplantae; Streptophyta; Magnoliopsida; Fagales; Fagaceae. The transcript has 3 exons.
AUGUUUGUGAAGUCAAUUGAUGCAUCAUCUUUUAUGCAAACCAGGGAAAAAACUUUCAAAUUACUCAAUGCAUUUGUAGAACAAAUUGGGGAGGCUAAUGUAGUCCAAGUAGUAUCAAAUAAUGGAUCUAAUUAUGUGUUGGCUGGGAAGUUGUUGGAAACAAAAAGGCCAAAUUUGAAUUGGACUGCAUGUGCUGCACAUUGCAUUGACCUUAUAUUGAAGGACAUUGGGAAAAUUCCUAGAAUUGCAAAAACUUUGGAAAGGGCCAUUCAAUUGACUGGAUAUAUCUACAACCAUGGGGGUGUGUUAAAAAUGAUGAGAGAAUACACAAACCAAAGAGAGCUUGUUAGGACUGGGAAAACUAGGUUUUGCACUUCAUAUCUUACAAUAAAAUCCACUUUUAAGCAAAAGCAUAGCCUAAGGGCCAUGUUUACUUCUGAGGAGUGGGUUCAUAGUAGAUGGGCAAAGGAAGCAAAUGCUAAACGAGUAGUAGAAAUGAUUUUGAUGCCUUCUUUUUGGAAUACUAUAGUUUACAUUCUUAAAGUUAUGGGCCCUCUUGUUCGAGUUCUUCCCAGUGUUGACAAUGAGAGAAAACCAACUAUGAGUUACAUAUAUGAGGCAAUGGAUAGGGCCAAAGAAGCUAUUAUAAAAGCUUUUAAUGAGAAUAAAGAAAGGUAUUCAAAUAUUUUUAAAAUCAUUGAUGAGAGAUGGGAAUGUCAACUACAUCCUUUGCAUGCAGUGGGUCAUUUCUUGAAUCCAAAGUAUUUCUAUUUUGAUCCUAACAUAGUGACAAAUCAUGAAAUUACAGCAGAAUUGUAUGCUUGUAUACAAAGACUAGUUCCUAGUACUAAAAUUCAGGACAAGAUCAUGGUUGAGCUAUCCAUGUAUAAGAAAGCUGAAGGACUCUUUGGCAUUCAAAGAUCAAGAAAGACAAGGGCUCCAACUGAAUGGUGGAGUUUGUAUGGGAGCUCAACUCCGAAUUUGCAACAAUUAACUAUAAAAAUCUUGAGCUUGACUUGUAGUGCAUGUGGUUGUGAGCGCAACUGGAGUGUGUUUGAGCAGAUUCACACAAAAAGAAGGAAUAGACUUGCACAAAAACGACUAAAUGAUUUGUUCUUUGUGAAGUAUAAUCAAAAGAUGAAGGCACGAUAUGAUAAGCGUGAUGUUAUUGAUCCCAUCUCCUUAUAUGAUAUAGAUGAAAGUAAUGAAUGGUUGUUGGGGGAAAUAGGUGCUAAACCAUCUAUGAAUGUUGAAGAUGAGUUGGUUUUUGAUAAUGAUGAUGAUGGUUUGACAUGGGGUGUAGUGGCAAGAGCUGCUGGUGUUGGAGAACCAAGGAAGAAUACUAGAUUCCAAACAAAAUCAAGGGCAAGCUCAAAGGCCUCAACAUCACAACCAAAUAUUGAAGAGGAAGAUGUUGAUUCUGAUGAGACCGUGGAAGAGAAUGUUGAUGGCUAUAAAUCUGCUUCAAGUGGCUUUGAAAGUGAUGGAAACUUAAGUGAAGAGUCUAAUGAUGACCAUUAG